This is a messenger RNA of Striga hermonthica, 534 nucleotides long. The record is from the annotation of a GenBank genome assembly. Lineage: Eukaryota; Viridiplantae; Streptophyta; Magnoliopsida; Lamiales; Orobanchaceae.
AUGGCCGACCGCGACCGUGACCGCCACAUCCAAGCGCAUCCCCACUCCCGCUACGAGACCACCAGAGACCAACUCCUCCCCCACAAGGGCGGUGGCCCCUCCGCCCAACAGAUCUUGGCCAUCGCCGCUCUCCUCCCCAUCGGCGGCUCUCUCCUCGGCCUAGCCGGCAUCAUACUCGCCGGGACCCUUGUUGGUCUGGCCGUGGCCACCCCACUCUUUGUCAUCUUCAGCCCAAUCCUCAUCCCCGCCGCCAUCCUCACUGCUGGGUCGGUGGCCGGCUUCCUGACUUCCGGGGCGUUUGGGCUCACGGGACUCUCCUCCUUCUCGUGGCUGCUCAACUCCUUCCGGAAGGCCACGGGGCAGGAGCCGCUCGACUAUGCCCGGCGGCAGCUGCAGGAGGGGAUCGUUCAAGUUGGGGAGAAGACGAAGCAGGUUGGGGAGAUGGUGGGGGACAAGACAAAGCAGACGGGUGAAGCCAUCAAGUCCAAGGCCGCCGCUGGUGGUGAGGGCGGUGGGGCUGCUGGCCGGACUUGA